AUGGCAACCCCCUCAGCUGAAGAUCUGCAGCAUCUCUGCACCCUCUUCUCACAAACCCUCGACCCAGUCCACCGCAAGUCCGCCGAACAACACCUGCUCGAAGCUCAAUCGCAACCUGGAUUCCUCCAACUGCUCAUCCACAUCAUCCAAUCCUCCUCUCUCAUCCAAACUUCCGAUCCCAUCCGCUUGUCCGCUGCAAUCAAGCUCAAAAACAUCUGCAAAACAGCCUGGGAUAUCGAUUCUGCCGAACAAUCCGCCUCGAUUCCCCUUGAGCCCCAAGACAAAAUCGCCCUCAAACAAGCCAUCAUUCCGCUUCUAGUCUCCAUCUCGACUACUGCAGAUGGAAGGCCGCCCGCACCGGCAAAUGUAAGGAGUCAGUUGGAGGAAGCGAUCGCACUGGUAGCCGAGAAGGAUUUUCCCCAAGAAUGGCCCAGUUUGAUGGACGAUCUGGUGCCCAAGUUGGCCGAGGGAGAUGAUCGAUUGGUCUUGGCGGUGCUGAGGACGAGUCAUACGAUCUUUUAUCGGUGGAGAAGUGCGUUUAGAAGUGAUGCGCUUUAUAGCGAGAUCAAUUACGUGCUGAGCAAGUUUGCACUCGCCCAUUUGCAGUUGCUUACCAAGACGGAUCAGAGAUUGUUGCACCCCAACACUCCGCCAGAGUCGAUUCCCGUGUUGGGAAACAUCCUCAACGUAGCCCUGCAGGUGUUUUAUGAUCUUUCCAGUCAAGAUCUUCCGCCGCAGAUAGAGGACAAUAUGGCACCGAUCACCGAGAUCUUGGCUAGAUGGAUCUCGCAGUCUCGCCCAGAACUUGAUGCAGAUCCGGACGAGCCAUGUACUCUUCAAGAAAUCCGAUCCUCGAUCUGCGAGAUUGCCGAGUUGUACGCAAAGCGAUACCUGGACGCCUUCCCUCAACUGCCUACCUUUGUACAAGGCAUUUGGGAAAUGUUGAAAACCAGCACACUCUCGCACAAGUACGAUACUCUGGUGUCGAAAGCGGUUGGAUUCCUCUCCACCGUAGUUCGAAUGGGCAGCUCGCGCGAGAUGUUCCAGAGUGCCGAGUCUCUCGAACAACUCUGUUCCGCCAUCAUCCUACCCAACAUUGCUAUCCGAGAAGCAGAUGAAGAACUCUUCGAAGACAACCCGAUCGAAUAUAUUCGUCGCGAUCUAGAAACCUCCAUGGAGGCAGACACUCGACGCAAAGCCGCCUCGGAAUUCUGUCGAUCCCUAAUGCAGUUGUUCUCAUCAGAAGUCACCAGGAUCGUAUCCGGCUACAUCAUGCAAUAUCUGGAGCAGUACAGAGCCGAUCCGCAAGCAGGAUGGAAACAGAAGGAUACAGCGAUUUACCUGCUCACUUCGAUCGCCUCCAAGUCUUGCACCGCGCAGGGCGGGGUGACGAGUACAAACGAACUGGUGGAUGUGGUCAAGUUUUUCAGCGAUAAUGUCUUUGCCGAUUUGCAACAGAGCAGUGAGCAUUCGCCAAGUCCGAUCCUUCAGGUCGAUGCGAUCAAGUAUCUGCAUACGUUUAGGAACCAGUUGACCAAAGAGCAGCUCUUGUCCGUGCUGCCAUUGUUGGUGCAGCAUCUGGAGAGUUCGCAGUACGUAACCUGUUCGUAUGCAAGCAUAACGAUCGAAAGCAUUCUAGCCUUGAAGAGGGAGGGCAAGAUGCUGUUUACAUCGACAGAUAUAACUCCGUUUUCGGAACCAAUCCUUAUGGCCCUCUUGACCAACAUAGAACGCGGUAACACUCCCGAGAAGAUAGCCGAGAAUGACUACCUUGUCAAGUGCAUCUUUCGCAUUCUCGCUACGGUCCGGGAGGCGAUCGCUCCUGCCCACACCACCCUUCUUUCCCACCUGGCUGGCAUUCUGGGGGAGAUCAGUAAAAAUCCAUCCAAUCCGCGCUUCUCGCAGUAUCUCUUCGAAUCCAUCGCCGCCUUGAUUCGGUAUACGGUGGCGGUGGAUGCCGAGAGUCUGCAAGGCUUUCAAGACCAACUGUUUCCCAGGUUUACAGCGAUUCUAACUCAGGAUGUUGCCGAAUUCCAACCCUACGUAUUCCAAAUCCUUUCGCAGAUGCUCGAGUUACAUCCUCCCACUGCUGGCUUACCCGAGACCUACUCUUCCUUACUCCCACCUAUCCUUACUCCCGCAUCUUGGGAGAAUCGGGGUAAUGUCCCAGCCUUGGUUCGUCUGGUGCGCGCCUUCCUAGCGAAGGAUGCGCAGAGGAUCGUAGCUCAAGGUCAACUGGCUGCUAUGUUGGGCAUCUAUCAAAAGCUGAUUUCCACACGAAUCAACGAGGCUUUUGCGCUGGAAUUGCUGGAAACCCUCUUCGAAGCCGUACCCUCCUCGGCACUAGAUCCCUACAAAUGUGCGAUCCUCACGAUGCUUCUCACUCGUCUGCAACAGUCGAAAACGGGAAAACUGGUGAAAUGCACGAUCCAUCUGAUCUCUUCCAUCUCCCUUACCCCCAAAGGCGCUGACUAUGCGAUUGGCUUGUUUGAAGCGGUCCAACCAGGACUCUUCCUCCAGAUCGCACAGAGUCUCAUCAUUCCCGAACUGCCCUCGGUUGCAGAAAGACAGAAAAAAGUCGUCUCGGUUGGAUUCGGAAUGCUCCUGACGAACUCCACCCUGCUUCGCACACAGCCAGCGCUCGGCAUCCUCGCAGGCCUAUUAAACGCGCACAUCAAGCUGCUUCUCACCCCAAGCGCUGCAAGUGUUGCACACGAAGAACAGCAUUUCCUCCUAGCUGAUCAGGAUGCUGCAACAGCUGGCUUUCAGAGUGCCUUUUCCAAAUUGGCUGCAAGCGAAACAACUAAAAGCGACCCAACAGACACCCUUUUACACACUAUCCCCACCCGCGAUACCAGAGUUUGGUUCAGCACAGAAUUGGAUCGCUUCAGAAGUCACGUCGGUCAGCACCUCUGGGACUCCAUCUGGCGCGGUGUUGGAGAUGAUACCAAAUUUGCUUGGCAGACCGCACUCGGUGAGACUCAGACAGAAGGCGCAAGGUAA
Molecule: messenger RNA, 3003 nt
Organism: Ustilago hordei
Lineage: Eukaryota; Fungi; Basidiomycota; Ustilaginomycetes; Ustilaginales; Ustilaginaceae
Product: putative CSE1 - Nuclear envelope protein that mediates the nuclear export of importin alpha
Exons: 1
Coding region: 1-3003 (1000 amino acids)
Biological process (GO): protein import into nucleus; protein export from nucleus
Cellular component (GO): cytosol; nuclear envelope
Molecular function (GO): nuclear export signal receptor activity; small GTPase binding
Source: RefSeq, a predicted model, not a curated record